Messenger RNA from Drosophila ananassae, 2123 nucleotides. It is a transcript of the gene Hydr1, whose product is annotated as phospholipase ABHD3. The record is from RefSeq and is a predicted model, not a curated record. Bases 360 to 1964 code for a protein of 534 amino acids. The transcript is spliced from 3 exons. Gene Ontology annotation, biological process: medium-chain fatty acid biosynthetic process; medium-chain fatty acid catabolic process. Gene Ontology annotation, molecular function: monoacylglycerol lipase activity; acetylesterase activity. Lineage: Eukaryota; Metazoa; Arthropoda; Insecta; Diptera; Drosophilidae.
ACCACACUAAAGCCUGCAUCCCACUGCCCACCCACCAAUCAAUAGCCCAUCAACACACCAUUCAUUGAUUUUGUGGCCUGCACGUGAUGACGCCGAACGAAGCCAAGAACACCGGGGUCAACUGAACACUAUAGAUCCUCUGCUGCGGGUUGAGUUUCGAUUUGUGUCACAGUACACCGUUACAGGCUUAGAAUUCAAUUGUCUAAAUUUUGAUUUAUACUUUUACUCUACUUUUAUCCUCUUUUUUAAGGUAAGCACCCAAAUUACGGGAAGUAAUGCCAGGCGGCGGCACAACCACUACUGUAGCACAAUUAGCCAGCCCGCACACGCACCCAAAGAGUAGUCAUUAGUCUAUAAAAAUGCUGGGCGCCCUUUUCCGUGUGCCGUCACCAAAGGUGGCCAUCAUUUACCGUGGCCUGCCCGAGAUUCUAGGCACGGGUGCUGAUGUCCGCAACUUGUCCGCCGGAAGAGGCGUCUGCCAGCAACAAAAACCACAACAACAAUGUCACCAACGUCACCACCAAAACCUUAACGUCCUCAUCCAAAUCCACCGACCAUCCCACCGACGUGAACUGCUGUCUUGCUCCCAGACCCGGCCGGAGUGUUCCAAAUUGUCAGUACGAAACCUGCACUCGGAGCCCGUCGCCAUGUUCUACUCGAUGUAUGCUUACCUAUCCAAUCUACCGCGCCUCCAUGUCCUGGGCAUGGCGUUGGUCGCCUACGUAGUCUACUAUCUGAUCCAGGUGGUCAAGCGACCGAUUAUCGCCUGUUCGGACGGCCCGUUCAAACAGUACCUGAUCCGUAAGGUGCCCACCCUGGAGAACAAGUACUGGCCCACCUUCUGGUGUGUGGAGAGUCGGGCGCAGACGGUAAUGGCGAGCCUGCUGCGCUCGAAAAGUCUGCCGCACGUCAACUACCGCCGCGAGAUCUUGCCCCUGAAGGACGGCGGCGAGGUGGCGCUUGACUGGAUGGAGGAGGGCUGUGGCGAAAACGCACCCUGCAUUCUCAUUCUGCCAGGACUCACCGGCGAGUCCCAGGCGGAAUACAUUAAAUGCCUCGUCUUUGCCGCCCAGCAAGCCGGCAUGCGGGUUGUGGUUUUCAACAAUCGUGGUCUCGGUGGCAUUGAAUUGAAGACGCCGCGCCUCUACUGCGCAGCCAACUGCGAGGACCUCUGUGAGGUUAUCCACCAUGUCCGUCGCACCCUGCCGCCCCAAUGCAAGAUGGGCGCCACGGGUAUAUCCAUGGGUGGCCUAAUUCUUGGCAACUAUCUGGCGCGCAAGAGCGAUGAAGCCAGGAACAUCCUGUCAGCGGCCAAGAUUAUUUCUGUGCCUUGGGACGUCCACAAGGGUAGCGCCAGCAUCGAAAAGCCGGUGAUCAACAGUCUCCUGGGACGCCACUUGGCCGGAAGUCUUUGUCGGACAUUGCGCAACCACCUGGACAUCUACAGGGACAUAUAUCAGGACUCGGACAUCGAUAUUCAACGAAUUUUACGCUGCAAGACCAUUAAGGAGUUCGACGAGCUCUUCACCGCCAAGCAGUUCGGCUAUGCCCAUGUCAACGACUAUUACUCGGACGCCACACUCCACAACAAAUUGGACCACAUCUCGGUGCCCCUGCUGUGCCUGAGCGCUGCAGACGAUCCCUUCCAGCCGCUGGACGCCAUCCCCAUUAAGGCGGCCAACCAGUGUACUCAUGUGGCGAUUGUGAUCACUGCGCGAGGCGGGCACAUCGGUUUCCUUGAGGGCUGGUGGCCGUCAACCAAGGACCAGUACAUGGGGCGUCUGUUCACGGAAUACUUUACCAAGGCUCUCUUUGACGAGGAUGGCGAGUUCCAGCACACUGCCAACAAGAUGCACGAGCGCUUCUUGGCCAAGGAGACCGUUGCUCUCGCCUCGUCGUCGCCCCUGUUGCUGGACAAGAAGCUAGAUGCCGGCCAGCUGGACCACAAGAUGAAGCUAAUGUGAAGGGUCGACAUGGAUACCUCUGCUCAUAUAUUUUUGGUAGUUGUCCACUAGGAUUUCCACAUAAAAUUUUAUAGAUAUCCGCGUAUGUAUUCCGAUAAGAAUUCGGCGAUAGAAGAAAGUAGAUUUUCAAACGCAUGUGAUAUGAAACGUUGAUCAAAA